Penicillium samsonianum is the source of this 1089-nucleotide messenger RNA. It is a transcript of the gene usgS, whose product is annotated as transmembrane protein UsgS. The record is from RefSeq and is a predicted model, not a curated record. Bases 1 to 1089 code for a protein of 362 amino acids. NCBI's taxonomy places the organism in Eukaryota, Fungi, Ascomycota, Eurotiomycetes, Eurotiales, Aspergillaceae. The transcript is spliced from 5 exons.
AUGUCGAACUUCGAGCCAAAUGCCGUGAUCCGCGGCUUCCAGCUCACAGUGGUAGGCACUGUUCGUGCAUUAGCAAACCCUGAAUUAUUCAAGUACGACCAUUUCCGCCAAGCAGCUCUCGCGAUAGCUAUCGGCAUCGUGAUCCAAUUGAUCAUUCAAAUUCCACUCCUCAGUGUGAGAUUCUCCAUCUACAUCUUAUCAUGGGUGGUCAACCUGGAGCAGGUUGUCUGGGACGACAAGCUUCUCAAUGGAUUGGAAUUUAUGUCCAAGUCUGUCCUUCAGGUGCCAUUCUUGCUCAUGACCCUGAUGCGAUAUGUGACGCCCACGCUGGAUGAAAUCUUCAUGCAGUCCAUUCAAUGGGUGGACGCCACAUACAUCCAGAAACAUAAAUCCGAAGAUCCCCAUCACUUGCGCUCUCUAUACUACCCCAAUCUUGUUCAGUACUCCGCCAAGGGCGGCUCCAGCGUUUCUCGACCGAUUCCCGAAGCACUGAAGUCAUUCUUCAAUCGCUAUGCAAAGAAGAUUGGCAUGAUGCUUGGUAUCUACCUUCUCUCGAUGGUUGUAAUCAUCGGUCGGUUUGUUAUGCCUGCAGCAAGUUUCUACACAUUCCGAAACCAUGUCGGCUCCACCCCCGCGGCUGUCAUUUUUGGUGUAGGCUUGAUUCUGCCGAAGAAGUACAUUGUCACGUUUCUCCAUACCUACUUUGCUUCGCGCAGUCUGAUGCGUGAGCUUCUCGAACCCUACUUUUGGCGCAUCAAGUUUACCCCCGAGCAAAAGCGUCGGUGGUUCCGCGACCGAGAAGGUGUUCUUUUCGGCUUUGCCUUCGCUUUCACGGUUCUUCUGCGCAUCCCAUACAUUGGUGUGCUGAUGUAUGGUGUUGCUGAGGCAUCUACAGCGUACCUUGUCACCAAGAUCACCGACCCGCCUCCACCUCCUGCUGAAAGUACAGGUUUCGCGGAAAGCCAGGUUACCUGGAAAAACAAACAUGAUUUCUUGCGCUUAUCUCUCGAUAAUCUUGACAAGCUCAAUGUCGACACAGACAAGCACGAUGACAAGGAUUCUGGCUCCCCCGGAAAGAAGUUUUCUUGA